Messenger RNA from Portunus trituberculatus (swimming crab), 2997 nucleotides. RefSeq names its product actin-related protein 2-B-like (gene Arp2). Gene Ontology annotation, cellular component: Arp2/3 protein complex; actin cortical patch. Gene Ontology annotation, molecular function: actin filament binding. Gene Ontology annotation, biological process: Arp2/3 complex-mediated actin nucleation. The transcript is spliced from 9 exons. The record is from RefSeq and is a predicted model, not a curated record. Lineage: Eukaryota; Metazoa; Arthropoda; Malacostraca; Decapoda; Portunidae. The coding region runs from base 274 to 1491 and encodes 405 amino acids.
AAUGGACAUCUAGAAAAGUGAUAAUUGAGGCGGAGGCAAAGGAAGUGCAAGGAAAGCAAUAUAUGAAAAAUAACAGUAAUUGGUCCAUGAGGAGGGAAGAGAAAAAUUAGAAACAAGGAGGAGGAAGGAUAAAACACGAAUAGAGGUGUAUAAGAAGGGAUAUAAACUGCAGAAAGUCACAAGAAGAGGAAGAAGAAGGGGAGGGGCGUGAAGUACCACCACCAUCACCGCUUCCACCACCAGCAGCACCACACCUGCCGCCUCUCCUUCGCCAUGGACAGCAAAGGCCGGAAGAUUGUCGUGUGUGAUAAUGGCACGGGGUUUGUCAAAGUGGGAUAUGCCGGCUGCAACUUCCCAGCCCACAUCUUCCCCUCAAUGGUGGGCAGACCAAUCAUCAGGGCCACAAACAAGAUCGGCGACAUUGAAGUGAAGGGAUUUAUAGGUGAGUGGGCUCAUUUCCCUGACCUAAUGGUGGGUGACGAGGCCAGCAAGCUGCGGUCCAUGCUGGAGGUGACCUACCCUAUGGAGAAUGGCAUUGUGAAAAACUGGGAUGAUAUGUGUCAUGUGUGGGAUUACACCUUUGGCCCUGAGAAGAUGAAUUUGAAUCCUCGGGAGUGUAAGAUUAUGCUGACUGAGCCUCCCAUGAACCCCAUCAAAAACAGGGAGAGGAUGUUAGAGAUGAUGUUUGAGAAGUACGGGUUUGCUGGUGCCUUUGUGGCCAUCCAGGCAGUACUGACCCUGUAUGCCCAGGGCCUGCAGUCUGGGGUGGUGGUGGACUCUGGUGAUGGUGUAACCCACAUCUGUCCUGUGUAUGAGGGCUUCACACUGCCACAGAUCAGGAGACUGGAUAUUGCUGGACGAGACAUCACCAUGUACAUGAUCAAGUUGCUCCUCUUGAGGGGCUAUGCCUUCAACCAUUCUGCUGACUUUGAGACUGUGAGGAUGAUGAAAGAAAAGCUGUGCUAUGUGGGCUAUAACAUUGAGCAAGAGCAGAAGCUGGCCACCGAGACCACCGUUCUUGUUGAGAACUAUCAGCUUCCUGAUGGUCGUGUCAUUAAGGUUGGUGGGGAGAGGUUUGAAGCUCCUGAGGCACUGUUCCAGCCACACUUGAUCAAUGUGGAAGGCCAGGGCAUUGCUGAGCUUCUCUUUGAUACCAUCCAGCGUUGUGACAUUGACAUCAGGCCAGAGCUCUACAAACACAUUGUUCUCUCAGGAGGCUCUACUAUGUACCCUGGGCUGCCUUCCCGCCUGGAAAGGGAACUGAAACAGCUCCACUUGGAAAGAGUUCUUAAAGGAGAUGUGGAGAGAUUAUCGAAGCUCAAGAUCCGUAUUGAGGACCCUCCAAGGCGGAAGGACAUGGUGUUCAUUGGUGGUGCGGUGCUGGCUGACGUGAUGAAGGACAGGGAUAACUUUUGGAUUUCCCGAGAGGAGUACCAGGAGAAAGGGGUGCAGGUGGCUUUGGAGAAACUCAUGCCUGGAGGCACCUCAUAAGGAAGGUAGCACUAGGAACAUAGUAGUUGUCUGUGUCAUUGUUGAUGGUGAAUGUGAUGUCACAUCAUACAUACUUUGCUCUCCCAGUCUUUUCAUCUCACUCUGGAUUUCUGCUCAGUGAGUGCAUUCAGAUCAGUUUGAAGUUUCAAGCACACUAUCCCAGAGUUCUGUCCCUCCUUUCAAACAAACUCAUUUCCAUUACUGGAAUGUGUAGCUCAAACUGUUUACCUAUCACACAUUCUUUAUGAUUAGAUUUAAAAUAUGAACUUUCUAAAAGUGCAUUUUCCAGCCAUGGGAUUGUAAGUGUUAUAGACCCAUUGCAGCCUUGUAGGGUAAUGUAAAUACCGUGCAUACUGUCAGUAUGAGAAAAGACCUAGUCUUUGUCAUAUUAUCCCUACUACAUGGUAGUAAUUUAUUAUCAUUCUAAGUCUGGUAUGUUUGUAAUAACAGAAGAUGCCUUCACAGAAUGGGACAUGGAUAAGUCUUCCGCCUGAAGUGCACCAGGGGUGGGUAGAAACAGUUCUGGCAGACGUAGACAUUUGCCAGGUUUGUUACAAGAGAACUUGUCAAAAUAUCACCUAUAGACAUUAUGUGUACUUUAUAUUUGUCUUAUUGAUAUAUAUUUUUCUGAUUGAAUGAAUCUAGUAGUAGUAUUUAAUGCAAAAUACAGUAAUGCAGUGAAAACUCUGACAUUCAUGAUUUAAAUUUAAGUUUCAUUCAGCAUAUAUUCUGUAAAAUCAUAAUUCUUAUUAUGUAAUGCCUUUAUGCAUAGAUAUAUCAGUGGCAAUUAUUAAUGCACAAAAUAUUUUCUCUCUCUCUCUCUCUCUCUCUCUCUCUCUCUCUCUCUCUCUCUCUCUCUCUCUCUCUCUCUCUCUCUCUCUCUCUCUCUCUCUCUCUCUCUCUCUCUCUCUCUCUCUCUCUCUCUCUCUCUCUGUGUGAGUUUAAAAUGGUCUUUACUUUCUUAACUAACUUUAUGUCAAUCAUUUUGGAUUUCAUUUUAAUUUAUGUGAUAUUCAGAACAAAUUGUUGAUAAUUCAAACCAUUAUAAAAGAUUAUUUUAAAACAGGAAAUUUUAGUAAAAUUUGGGUGUUAAAAUGAUGAACCUAUCACUGCCAUGCUAAUGUUAUGCUGGUGUGUGCUGCAUAAACUGUGGCAUUCCUAUUGUGCUUAUUCAUGCAAUCUGCAAAAACCUAUGCUGCUUCAUUAUGCUUAAGUUUCUAUGCUGUAUAUAUGUGUUGUUACAGAUUUUUAUUCAUAAGUGAACAAGUAUCUAUUUCAUUAUGGGCAGGAAGACUCCAUACAUCAAACUUUUUGGGUUUGACUGAUUUCCCCCAAACACUGACUGUCCAUCCAAACAUGUCUGUCUAUAUCUGAUACCUAUUCCUAUGAGCUCUCCCAGGGGAGGGCUAACAGGAAAAUUUCCAUUUAUUUCUGUACAGCAUUUCCUCUUUGUAUGGUGUUCUCCUUUCAUUCUCAUUUUGAGGUUAAUAAAAUCCUGAAAUGUUA